GGAAAGGCUGUGGCCCGGUUCGGAUGGAAUUAAGCGCGUCGCUCGGCUCGGUACCAAAAUGACAGCGCCGCUGUGGCAGCCAUCUUUGUACGGACGGGAAGUCUCGUCGCUAGCUCCCGCCCCCUCGCUCGGUGGGAGGCGGAGGAGGCGGGACCCGCCCCUCCUCCCCGCCUGCUAGCUGGCCUCGCCCACCCUCCCCUUAAAUAACCUCCACGCCUGCGCAAGCGCGCCGGGGCAGGGUGGCUUCGCUGCCACCACGGUUCUGCCAUGUUGGUAAAGGUAUGGGGACGGGGCUGGAACGGAACUUCCUGUUCUCGCGCGAACUAGCGGCGUGACUGCCACGUCCGAGCAAGCCCGGAGAGGAGACAGUCCCGGAGCCGCGUGAUGGCCAGGGGCCUGCGGACCGCCCACUGGGUGGCCGUGGGACUGCUGACUUGGGCGGCCCUGGGGCUGCUGGUGGCCGGACACGGGGGUCAUGGUGACCUGCACAAGGAGGUGGAAGAGGACUUCCAUGGCCACAGACACUCACAUGAGGAUUUCCACCAUGGACACAGCCACGCCCAUGGCCACGGCCACACACACGAGAGCAUCUGGCAUGGGCAUACCCACGGUCACGACCAUGGACAUUCACAUGAGGAUAUGCACCAUGGCCAUAGCCAUGGCCACUCCCACGGGAGCCUCCACCACAGCGGACACGGACAUGACCAUGAGCAUAGCCACGGAGGCUAUAGAAAGUCUGGGGUUCCAGGCACCAAGCACAACCUGGAUACGGUUACCCUCUGGGCCUAUGCACUGGGGGCCACAGUGCUGAUUUCUGCAGCUCCAUUUUUUGUACUCUUCCUCAUCCCAGUGGAGUCAAACUCCCCCAGGCAUCGGUCUCUGCUCCAGAUCUUGCUCAGUUUUGCUUCUGGGGGACUCCUGGGUGAUGCUUUCCUACACCUUAUUCCUCAUGCUCUGGAACCACAUUCUCACCACACUUUGGAGCAGCCUGGGCCCGGACAUGGACACUCCCACAGUGGCCAGGGCCCCAUUAUGUCUGUGGGGCUAUGGGUUCUCAGUGGCAUUGUCGCCUUCCUUGUGGUAGAGAAAUUUGUGAGACAUGUGAAAGGAGGACAUGGACACAGUCACGGACAUGGAAGUCAUGGUAAGUCAGAGUGCUCUUCAAAGGAGAAGACCAGCUCAGAGGAAGAAGAAAAGGAAAACAAGGAAAGAGGGGGCUUGCGAAAGAGGAGGAAGGGGAGCAUAGGGCCCAAAGAUGGGCAAGUAAAACCUCAGAACCCAGAGGAAAAAACAGGCUCAGACCUGCGUGUGUCUGGCUACUUGAAUCUGGCUGCUGACUUGGCACACAACUUCACAGAUGGUCUGGCUAUUGGUGCUUCCUUUCGAGGGGGCAGAGGACUUGGGAUCCUGACCACAAUGACUGUCCUAUUACAUGAAGUGCCCCACGAGAUUGGAGACUUUGCCAUCUUGGUGCAGUCUGGCUGCAGCAAAAAACAGGCAAUGCGUCUACAACUGCUGACAGCAAUAGGAGCGCUGGCAGGCACAGCCUGUGCCCUGCUCACUGAAGGAGGAGCCGUGGGCGGUGAAGUUGCAAGCGGUGCAGGUCCUGGCUGGGUUCUGCCAUUCACUGCAGGUGGCUUCAUCUAUGUAGCAACUGUAUCUGUGUUGCCUGAGCUGUUAAGGGAAGCAUCACCAUUACAGUCACUUCUGGAGGUGCUAGGGCUUCUGGGAGGAGUUGUUAUGAUGGUGGUGAUUGCCCAUUUCGAGUGAGAGGGAGAAUAAACCCCCUACCCCUGCCCUAAGCCUCUACCCCUGUCCCUAAGUCAGGGGUCUGCGGCAGUUGGGAGCCCUAACGGGAUAUCUGCCAAAAAAAAGUUCUAGCCUAGGUGAAUAGUGACUUUGGCAUUGAGGCCUUCAAGGUUUGGCAGUCUUACAGGAGCUGUAGAGGUGAGGAGAGGCCAGAGGGACCAAAGUGUUGGACAUUGCACAACCAUAUUGGGAAGGGUUAAAUGGGACUGUGAAGAAGGCUGAGAUAAUGGUAGCCUACCUGGUGCCCUCUACCCAACUUGUUCUCAGAGUACCAUGCUCUCCAAGAUCCAUUCCCCCCACCCCCACGGGUUAGUAAAGGCUUCCGGGAAGGAGGAGCCAUGGGUCAACAUCAAUCGUGUAUCUGAUUUGGGAGUGAUUGGGGGUGGGCAUGGGAAGGGGUUAGUAAUCUCAUGGCCUGAAUUUUUUUGUUUCUAUUCAUUUUUUAUCACUGUUUGAAUUGAAGGGGAGGGGGGGUGCCGGAAAUAAAGUCCUUGGAUCUUC
This is a messenger RNA of Perognathus longimembris pacificus (Pacific pocket mouse), 2310 nucleotides long. RefSeq names its product solute carrier family 39 member 7 (gene Slc39a7). Gene Ontology annotation, cellular component: membrane. Gene Ontology annotation, biological process: zinc ion transmembrane transport; intracellular zinc ion homeostasis. Gene Ontology annotation, molecular function: zinc ion transmembrane transporter activity. The transcript has 8 exons. NCBI's taxonomy places the organism in Eukaryota, Metazoa, Chordata, Mammalia, Rodentia, Heteromyidae. The record is from RefSeq and is a predicted model, not a curated record. Bases 385 to 1770 code for a protein of 461 amino acids.